AUGACGUUUCAGAUGUGUAUCUUCCUAACAACAUUGCUAAUUAUGGUGAAAAUUGAUAAGUCUGUUGCUGUUAACUGUUUCACAUGUAACCCUUGUCCAAGUCCAUUUAUCCCCUCGUCCUAUUUAAUUAGAAAUAUGACCGGUUGUGGUUCAUGUGCAAAACUUGAUGUCAGAGGUAUGCCAACUCCGAUUAGAGAUUGUGUAGAAACCUGCGAUCGUUAUACAUGGGCAAACAAGUAUACCCAAUAUGCUUACAGUUGUUGUACACGAAAUUUCUGUAAUAAAAGUCAAACAAAUUAUCCAACUUAUCAAAUGAUAUUCACAAUUUUAUCAAUUAUCUGUUUUUAUAUGACUAAAAGCAGUUCAAAGCAUUGA
This is a messenger RNA of Trichobilharzia regenti, 375 nucleotides long. The record is from the annotation of a GenBank genome assembly. Lineage: Eukaryota; Metazoa; Platyhelminthes; Trematoda; Strigeidida; Schistosomatidae.